This is a messenger RNA of Ochlerotatus camptorhynchus, 1131 nucleotides long. RefSeq names its product odorant receptor Or2-like. Gene Ontology annotation, biological process: sensory perception of smell; detection of chemical stimulus involved in sensory perception of smell. Gene Ontology annotation, molecular function: olfactory receptor activity; odorant binding. Bases 1 to 1131 code for a protein of 376 amino acids. The transcript has 6 exons. The record is from RefSeq and is a predicted model, not a curated record. NCBI's taxonomy places the organism in Eukaryota, Metazoa, Arthropoda, Insecta, Diptera, Culicidae. Gene Ontology annotation, cellular component: plasma membrane.
AUGUUGAUAGAAAAUUGUCCAAUCAUCAACGUGAACGUCAAAGUGUGGCUCUUUUGGGCUUAUCUCCGGAAGCCCAAGUGGUACAGCUAUCUGCUGGGAUGCAUCCCGGUCACGGUGUUGAACGUAUUUCAGUUUAUGAACCUGUUCCAUGUGAUUAUGUCCGGCACCGGCGAUAUGAACAAGAUUAUCAUCGACGCGUACUUUACGGUGCUCUACUUCAAUUUAGUGCUCCGGACGUCGUUCCUAAUGGGAAAUCGACGGAAGUUCGAAGUGUUCCUAGAGGGUAUUGCUGAUGAGUACGCAGUGCUGGAGAACCAAAAUGACAUCCGCCCACUAAUGGACCGGUUGACCCGUCGCGCUCGGAUACUGUCCAAAUCGAAUCUCUGGUUGGGAGCGUUUAUCAGUGCUUGCUUUGUGACCUAUCCGCUGUUCUCGCCGGACAAUGGCCUUCCGUACGGAGUGUACGUACCCGGGGUCGACGUCCAUGCGUCGCCAAUUUAUGAAAUUGUGUUCCUGCUGCAAAUUUACCUCACCUUCCCGGCUUGCUGCAUGUACAUCCCGUUUACCAGCUUCUAUUGUACCUGUACGCUGUUUGGACUGAUCCGAAUUGCAGCACUCAAGCGGUUCCUUGAGGGGAUUCACGAAUACAAUACUUCCCGGCAAAUGCUGUUCGCUAGGAUAAAAGAAUGUCUUCAAUACCAUAACAAAAUUAUAAAGUACGUAAGUGACUUGAAUGAACUUGUGACCUACAUAUUUCUGCUCGAGCUGCUUUCAUUUGGAAUGAUGCUGUGUGCGCUGCUCUUCCUUUUGAGUAUAAGCAAUCAGUUGGCACAGAUGGUAAUGAUCGGUUCGUACAUUUUCAUGAUUCUGUCGCAAAUGUACGCCCUCUACUGGCACUCGAACGAGGUCCGGGAGCAGAGUAUGGAAAUUGGCGACUCACUGUACUACAACAGCGCUUGGCUUGAUUUUGAAGGGACGGUCAAAAAGAAGAUAAUCCUGAUGAUUGCUCGAUCACAGCGUCCAUUAGCGAUAAAAGUCGGAAAUGUGUACCCGAUGACGUUGGAAAUGUUUCAAUCGUUACUAAAUGCGUCUUACUCGUAUUUUACACUGCUUAGACGGGUGUACAAUUGA